Molecule: messenger RNA, 1101 nt
Organism: Salvelinus sp. IW2-2015
Lineage: Eukaryota; Metazoa; Chordata; Actinopteri; Salmoniformes; Salmonidae
Product: synaptic vesicular amine transporter-like
Exons: 8
Coding region: 220-1101 (293 amino acids)
Biological process (GO): transmembrane transport; xenobiotic transport; aminergic neurotransmitter loading into synaptic vesicle
Cellular component (GO): synaptic vesicle membrane; terminal bouton
Molecular function (GO): serotonin:sodium:chloride symporter activity; xenobiotic transmembrane transporter activity
Source: RefSeq, a predicted model, not a curated record
CCGAAUUGCGGGCUGCAGUUGCACCCUUCUCGAGACACUGCUAUGCUCUAGGUGAGGAUGUUCAUGAUAAAAGUUGCAUGACGUCAAGGAUCAGUCAAGCAACUAAAACGCCCUGCACAUAUCGUUUCUUUCACCACGGUUUGCAGCUGCAAAGUGAUUUUUGCUAAUGUGCAUCUAAGAGCAAAUCUUUUUUCGCUCGCUCCUUUGUGGACUCAAAAAAUGGGAAGAUUAGACACUCUGAGAGAAUUUAAUUUAUUGUCAUGGAUGAGAGAGGAAAGACAAUCGAGGAAGUUGACCCUGGUCAUCGUUUUCAUCGCCUUGCUGCUGGAUAAUAUGCUUCUAACGGUGGUCGUCCCCAUCAUUCCCAGCUACCUAUACACAGUUGAUGAUGCAGCAGCCAACAUGGCCAAGAAUCACACCACGGCCUCCCCACACACCCCUUCUGGAACCUUCCAGACCAUCGUGUCCCUCUAUGACAACUCUGUCAGGGUAACCAGCGGGGGCCCAAUGGACUCCACACCCAUACCCUUGGAUCAGACCCAGGCGGUCUCUCUUUCCACCUCGGCUCUCACACCCCACAACUCCACAGAGCCUGACUGCCCCAAAGCAGAUGACCAGCUUCUCAAUGAGAAUGUGAAAGUGGGACUACUUUUUGCCUCCAAGGCCACCGUACAGCUCAUCACCAACCCCUUUAUUGGGCCUCUCACCAACCGAAUAGGAUACCAGAUCCCCAUGUUUGCCGGGUUCUGUAUUAUGUUCCUGUCAACCAUUAUGUUCGCCUUCUCAUCGAGCUACACUCUGCUGUUUCUGGCCAGAUCCCUGCAGGGUGUGGGCUCCUCCUGCUCCUCCGUGGCUGGGAUGGGGAUGCUUGCCAGUGUGUACACAGAUGACGAGGAGAGGGGAAAUGCCAUCGGGAUAGCCCUGGGUGGUCUGGCCAUGGGCGUGCUGGUGGGCCCACCAUUCGGCAGUGUCAUGUAUGAGUUUGUGGGGAAAACGGCGCCUUUCCUCAUUCUGGCUGUUCUGGCUGUGCUGGAUGGAGCACUGCAACUGUUCAUUCUCCAGCCCUCAAAGGUGGAACCAGAGGUGAGUGUAUGGCUAUAG